AACCCAGUCUCUCCGCCUACCACGGAAUCAGAAAGGCAUAGUUUUCGGUUCGCACCGACCGCCAGAAAUUUCAGUUAGAGCCUUUCUAAUCUACUCUGAAAUCUAAAAAUUCAAUGGGCGGCCACAGAUUGGAAGGCCUGCUUACGAAUAAGUGGUUAGGGUUUGUGACGGCUAUAUGGGUGCAGGCCAUUGCUGGAAAUAACUAUACAUUUGCCAAUUAUUCUGUGGCCCUGAAGGCCAUUUUGGGGUUAAACCAGGUGCAGCUUAAUAACCUCAGCGUCGCCAAAGAUGUGGGGAAAGCUUUCGGUUUGGUUGCAGGUUUUGCUUCGGAUAUUUUGCCGGCCUGGGUGAUUUUGCUCAUUGGCUCUGUUGAAGGACUCCUGGGUUACGGUGCUCAAUGCUUGGUGGUCAGUCACAAGAUUCGACCUCCGCCCUAUUGGCAGAUGUGUGUGUUUCUUUGCAUGGGAGGAAACAGCACGACGUGGAUGAACACGGCCGUGCUGGUUACGUGCAUGCGCAACUUCCCGAAGAACAGAGGCCCUGUGGUGGGGAUUUUGAAAGGCUAUAUUGGCCUCAGCACCGCCAUUUUCACCGACAUUUGUAGUGCCCUUUUUGCCAGCAAUCCUUCGUCGUUUUUAUUGAUGCUCACUGUCAUCCCUGGCCUCGUCUGCUUCACGGCCAUGGUGUUUAUGCGACCCGUGCCUCCUGCAGCUGACGAAAGGGAAGAGAGAGAGGAAGUUAACAGUUUUUCUGUCCUGAAUAUCUUGGCAGUUGUUUCCGCUGUCUAUUUGCUUGCCUUCGAUACGACUGGCGAGCACGGAGUUGUGCUUUCGCGUGCUUUUGUGGGCUUCUUGUUGCUUCUUCUCGCCGCCCCUUUGAUCGUGCCCGCCAAACUUUCGAUUCAGCAACGCUUUUCUGCCCACAGGGGAUCGAAUCCCGCGAAAUCGAGCAGGAAACAAAUUUUAGAGCCCUUGUUAGAAACCGACGAGGAACGUUCUACCGAGGUUGGCAGUUCUGUAUCUGCUGUUACUCAAUCUCCGCCGCCACCGCCGCCACCAAGCCUGAACCAGAUUGCACGCACGCCGCUUAUUGGUGAAGAUCAUACGAUAUUUGAGGCGAUGCAGAAAUUUGACUUCUGGUUACUGUUCUUGGCGUUUCUUUGCGGCGUUGGGACUGGAAUGGCAGUGAUUAACAACAUGGGUCAGAUUGGGCUGGCCAUGGGCUACGUUGACGUUUCUGUGUUUGUGUCUCUCAUCAGCAUUUGGGGAUUCUUUGGGAGGAUUGGAGCGGGCUCCAUUUCUGAGCAUUUUCUAAGGAAGGCGGGUGUACCUAGACCGGUGUGGAUGGCUAUAUCGCAGGUGGUGAUGAUAGUGGGGUACAUAACAAUGGCCGUCGGAAUGCAGGGGUCUCUCUACAUUGGGUCUGUGGUGGUGGGCAUCUGCUAUGGCGUUCGUCUCUCCAUUUCAGUUCCCACGGCAUCUGAGCUUUUUGGAUUGAAAUAUUACGGCUUGAUUUACAACUUCCUCAUCCUCAACUUGCCGUUGGGGUCCUUCCUCUUCUCUGGCCUUUUGGCUGGGAUUUUAUACGACAUUGAGGCUGCCAAAGACCAGAAAGGAAAUGUAAUCUCACCACUUUUAACUAGAGGAUGGUCAUAUGUAAAUUUCAGCGGUCUCUUAAGAGGGCAACACGAGUUAUAUGUGGAAAAUGGAAAGACAUGCGUGGGGGCACACUGUUACAGAUUGGUUUUCCUGGUGAUGGCUGGAAUUUGCCUUUUGGGAUUAGGCCUGGACUUGCUUCUCACCUUUCGGAUGAAGAAAUUGUAUUCCAACUUAUACAAGGCUAGGAAGGCCAGAGUCUCACAACACAUCAGGCAAAAGCUCUGAGGUUCUACGUAUUAUCUGUUAUAGUGUAUUGUUUAAUUACAAUCGAGCUUUUGUAGCAGUGAAGAAGUACAAGCAAAUUUGUAUGUCAUGUUUGUAAGAUCGGUAAAUAGUUUAGCUAAUAAAUAAACUGGAAGUUGUUCUAUAGAA
Messenger RNA from Cryptomeria japonica (Japanese cedar), 2030 nucleotides. Its product is annotated as protein NUCLEAR FUSION DEFECTIVE 4. Gene Ontology annotation, cellular component: membrane. The record is from RefSeq and is a predicted model, not a curated record. The transcript is spliced from 3 exons. Lineage: Eukaryota; Viridiplantae; Streptophyta; Pinopsida; Cupressales; Cupressaceae. The coding region runs from base 114 to 1883 and encodes 589 amino acids.